This is a messenger RNA of Penicillium pulvis, 1020 nucleotides long. RefSeq names its product S1/P1 nuclease. The transcript is spliced from 2 exons. Lineage: Eukaryota; Fungi; Ascomycota; Eurotiomycetes; Eurotiales; Aspergillaceae. Bases 1 to 1020 code for a protein of 339 amino acids. The record is from RefSeq and is a predicted model, not a curated record. Gene Ontology annotation, molecular function: endonuclease activity; nucleic acid binding. Gene Ontology annotation, biological process: DNA catabolic process.
AUGGCGUCUUUAUCCAAGGUUGCGUUCGUCACCUUUGGGCUCAUGAAUGGAGCAAAUGCAUGGGGUGCCCUGGGACAUGCAACAGUCGCCUAUGUUGCACAGAGUUAUGUGUCUGCCGACACGGCAACAUGGGCCCAAGGUGUCCUCGGCGACACAUCCACCUCAUAUUUGGCCAACAUAGCCUCGUGGGCUGACUCAUACCGCGCAACAAGCGCAGGCAAAUGGUCCGCCCCAUUCCACUUCAUCGACGCAGAGGACAACCCCCCAACAGACUGCAACGUGGACUAUGACCGUGACUGCGGCGACACAGGAUGCUCAAUUUCCGCUAUCGCCAAUUACACCGAGCGCGCUGGCGACGGUCGCCUCUCAUCCGAGCACAUUGAAGAGGCGCUUAAAUUUCUCGUCCACAUUAUCGGUGAUCUAACCCAGCCGCUGCACGAUGAAGCAUACGAAGUCGGUGGCAACGACAUUGCCGUUACUUUCAAUGGUUACAGUGAUAACCUCCAUGCAGAUUGGGAUACAUACAUGCCCGAGCAGUUGAUUGGUGGUUACGCGUUAACUGAUGCCCAGUCGUGGGCUAACACUUUAAUCGACGAGAUCACCUCAGGAACUUACAAAUCCGAAGCCGCAAGCUGGAUCAAGGGCGACACGAUUAGUGAUGUUGUUACGACCGCGACACGAUGGGCUUCGGAUGCCAACUCCUAUGUGUGCAGUGUUGUUAUGCCGAAUGGAGCUGCGGCGUUGCAGACGGGAGAUUUGUAUCCGACAUAUUAUAAUUCUGCGAUCGGUACUAUCGAGUUGCAGAUUGCCAAAGGAGGAUAUCGCCUUGGAAACUGGCUUAACUUGAUCUAUCAUACUACGGUCGCGAAACGUGAUGUUGAAGAUUUGGUUGAGAGGGAUGCUGCGCCGGUGGGUCGCGACUUUCUGCCGGCAUCUCGUCCGCUAAGCCGGGCUAAGAUAGCUAGAGCUGCUAUGGAGGGAUCUUGCUGUAACUCAGGGAAGCGGGACCACGCACACUGA